CUCUAUGGUCGGACAGCUGACUAACAACAACUACCGUCUGUUGAGGUGUCGUGUCAAAUUGAGUUGGCCGAUUAUUACAGAAUUCCAAUAUUUUAUGUUAAUACUGUUUUUUCUAGAAUUAAUGUUAUUAUUAAUCACUAUUUCCUAAUAUAAUGCUGUUCAUAUAUUUCAUUUUUGCUCUUUCCUUUAUUCAAAAAAUCUCAGCAUAUUUCAUCACUGUUGAUGCUCAUGCUGAAGAAUGCUUCUUCGAGAGAGCAGAAAUGGGAACUAAACUUGGCCUUAUGUUUGAAAUAUCGGAAGGAGGGUUCCUGGACAUUGACUUCAAAAUUUUGGGACCUGAUAAUAAUAUAAUUCAUAAAGGUGAACGAGAAACUAGUGGAAAGUACACAUUUGCAGCCAAUGCUAAUGGUAUCUACACUUAUUGCUUCAGCAAUAAGAUGUCAACCAUGACCCCCAAGGUUGUAAUGUUCAAUAUGGAUGUGGGAGAGGCAAGAAAGGAAGAAACAAAAGAAGAAGGUAACGAAUUACAUGAUAAAUAAUUUAAUGAUUAUUAA
Molecule: messenger RNA, 554 nt
Organism: Nilaparvata lugens (brown planthopper)
Lineage: Eukaryota; Metazoa; Arthropoda; Insecta; Hemiptera; Delphacidae
Product: transmembrane emp24 domain-containing protein
Exons: 2
Coding region: 153-539 (128 amino acids)
Biological process (GO): endoplasmic reticulum to Golgi vesicle-mediated transport; Golgi organization; intracellular protein transport
Cellular component (GO): Golgi apparatus; endoplasmic reticulum-Golgi intermediate compartment; endoplasmic reticulum
Source: RefSeq, a predicted model, not a curated record